This is a messenger RNA of Trachymyrmex cornetzi, 503 nucleotides long. RefSeq lists its product as uncharacterized. The record is from RefSeq and is a predicted model, not a curated record. The coding region runs from base 27 to 344 and encodes 105 amino acids. NCBI's taxonomy places the organism in Eukaryota, Metazoa, Arthropoda, Insecta, Hymenoptera, Formicidae. The transcript has 4 exons.
GGUGGAAGUGGUCCGAUAAGAUCAAGAUGCACGUGUUGAAACCGUUGAUCUGGUACAUCAAUCUUGAGAGAAGGCCAAAUAAACUUCUGCAGAAUAGAUUUACAAGUGGACUUGAUACCUGGAUGAGACAAACGAUGAACAAUAUCGAAAAUUCGUCUUCGAAGUCGAUAAGGGACAUAAGGACGAAUACAUUCAGUAGAACAAUCGCAGAAAAUAGGAGCAGUAGAAUCCCAAGUUCCUCCAAUGAAACUAUAACUGGUAUUGUAAUAGAAUCAAUUCUUGAUAAUGCAUCUGCCACGGAAUUCUGUUUACCUGAAAUAUGUUCAAUAUCAGUGGAAAAUUGAGCAAUAAAAUCAAGUUGACGAAUCUGUCGUGGUGAAGCUUUAUCUGGCUUCUGUUGAAAGGCAUAAAUCAAUGGUUUAUGAUCCGUUCUGAUAAUGAAUCUGCGUCCAUCAAAGAAGCACCGACCGCGAAAUCUGAAGCAUCACAAGUUAAAACCAGAG